Molecule: messenger RNA, 8305 nt
Organism: Gallus gallus (chicken)
Lineage: Eukaryota; Metazoa; Chordata; Aves; Galliformes; Phasianidae
Gene: TNC
Product: tenascin C
Exons: 32
Coding region: 724-7116 (2130 amino acids)
Molecular function (GO): protein binding
Source: RefSeq, a predicted model, not a curated record
AGAUUUAAACAGGGUUGGUGAAUGUGGAGCUGGUUGGGUAUGCAUGCAGUGCAUCUGUAUGCUCUCAGCAUACUUGUCAUACACCGGGGCAAAAAGGAAACAGAAUGAACCCACCAAUCAAUGUGCUCCCAUGUUGAGGAGGAUCCCCUCUUCCUGCCUCCUAACACAUCACCAAAGGCUGAAGGAGAUGUGAUGCCUCAGAACAGCUGGCUCUGCCCACGGAUUUGGCAGUCGCUGCUCCUCCUGGAGCCCAGGAGACCCGAGAGAAGUGCUGGAGGUACAGCUGGAAGCCCGACACAAAGCUGUGCUCUGCUACUGAUCCUUGCAGCAGAAUCUCUGUGCUGUUUUCAGCCUGAGUGGUGGGAGAGGAAGGCUGCUGACGAAUGUGUUUUCCACAGAGUGCAUUUAAAGAUGUGUGAGCCAGAAAAGAUAAAACCAGGACAGGCCUGGACUCUUACCUGACUCUUAUUCACCGCAUCACGGCACGUUGUUUGAAGUCAGGACGGCGAGGAAUCCGGGAGCCGACAGCUGGCUGCAGUACCUCUGCUUCGUGGAGGCUGCCCAUGGCAGGAUCUGAUCCGUCAGCCCACACGAGAAUAAGUGUGCCAAGAAAGGAAAGGAAACUCAACUUAGUUUGAACUGGCUCUCAAAUUUCUCCUCCAGUCUACAAAGGCCAAACAAAUAUAAGACUCCAUCAGCUUUGAAAAGGAACUGAGCACUACAAUGGGACUCCCUUCCCAGGUUUUGGCCUGUGCCAUCUUAGGUUUGCUGUACCAGCAUGCCAGUGGUGGGCUCAUCAAGCGAAUUAUCCGGCAGAAGCGGGAGACUGGGCUCAAUGUGACCUUACCAGAGGAUAAUCAGCCUGUGGUUUUCAAUCAUGUCUACAACAUCAAGCUGCCUGUUGGCUCCCUUUGCUCUGUGGACCUGGACACAGCAAGUGGGGACGCAGACCUGAAGGCAGAAAUUGAGCCUGUCAAGAAUUACGAGGAGCAUACGGUGAAUGAGGGGAACCAGAUUGUCUUCACGCACCGCAUCAACAUUCCCCGCCGGGCCUGUGGCUGUGCGGCUGCCCCAGACAUCAAGGACCUGCUGAGCAGACUGGAGGAGCUGGAGGGGCUGGUAUCCUCCCUCCGGGAGCAGUGUGCCAGUGGGGCUGGAUGCUGUCCUAAUUCCCAGACAGCAGAAGGUCGCCUGGACACGGCCCCCUAUUGCAGUGGGCACGGCAACUACAGCACCGAGAUCUGUGGCUGCGUGUGCGAGCCAGGCUGGAAAGGCCCCAACUGCUCCGAACCGGCCUGCCCACGCAACUGCCUCAACCGCGGCCUCUGCGUGCGGGGCAAAUGCAUCUGCGAGGAGGGCUUUACCGGCGAGGACUGCAGCCAGGCUGCCUGCCCGUCUGACUGCAACGACCAAGGCAAGUGUGUGGAUGGGGUGUGCGUCUGCUUCGAGGGCUACACGGGCCCGGACUGCGGCGAGGAGCUCUGCCCCCACGGGUGUGGCAUUCACGGGCGCUGUGUGGGUGGACGCUGUGUGUGCCACGAGGGCUUCACUGGCGAGGACUGCAAUGAGCCUCUGUGCCCCAACAACUGUCACAACCGCGGGCGCUGUGUGGACAACGAGUGCGUCUGCGAUGAGGGCUACACGGGAGAGGACUGCGGCGAGCUGAUUUGCCCCAAUGACUGCUUUGACCGCGGGCGCUGCAUCAAUGGGACCUGCUUCUGCGAGGAGGGCUACACUGGAGAGGACUGUGGUGAGCUGACCUGCCCCAACAACUGCAACGGCAACGGGCGCUGUGAGAACGGGCUGUGUGUGUGCCAUGAGGGCUUUGUGGGGGAUGACUGCAGCCAGAAGAGGUGCCCGAAGGACUGCAAUAACCGCGGGCGCUGCGUGGAUGGGCGCUGUGUGUGCCAUGAGGGGUACCUGGGGGAGGACUGUGGGGAGCUGCGGUGCCCCAACGACUGCCACAACCGCGGGCGCUGCAUCAACGGGCAGUGUGUGUGUGAUGAGGGAUUCAUUGGGGAGGACUGUGGAGAGCUGCGGUGCCCCAACGACUGCCACAACCGCGGGCGCUGCGUCAAUGGGCAGUGCGAGUGCCACGAGGGAUUCAUCGGGGAGGACUGCGGGGAGCUGCGGUGUCCCAACGACUGCAACAGCCAUGGGCGCUGUGUCAAUGGGCAGUGCGUGUGUGAUGAGGGGUACACAGGGGAGGACUGCGGGGAGUUGCGGUGCCCCAACGACUGCCACAACCGCGGGCGCUGCGUGGAGGGACGCUGUGUGUGUGACAACGGCUUCAUGGGGGAGGACUGCGGGGAGCUGUCCUGUCCCAAUGACUGCCACCAGCACGGGCGCUGCGUCGAUGGGCGCUGCGUGUGCCAUGAGGGCUUCACUGGGGAAGACUGCCGGGAACGGUCCUGCCCCAAUGACUGCAACAACGUGGGCCGCUGUGUCGAGGGACGGUGUGUCUGUGAGGAAGGUUACAUGGGGAUCGACUGUUCUGAUGUGUCUCCUCCAACGGAGCUGACUGUAACGAAUGUAACAGAUAAAACGGUAAAUCUGGAAUGGAAGCAUGAGAAUCUCGUCAAUGAGUACCUUGUCACCUAUGUCCCUACCAGCAGUGGUGGCUUAGAUCUACAGUUCACCGUACCAGGAAACCAGACAUCUGCCACUAUUCAUGAGCUGGAGCCUGGUGUGGAAUACUUCAUCCGUGUCUUUGCAAUCCUUAAAAACAAGAAAAGUAUUCCAGUCAGUGCCAGAGUAGCGACAUAUUUGCCUGCUCCAGAAGGUCUGAAAUUCAAAUCUGUUAGAGAAACGUCUGUCCAGGUGGAAUGGGAUCCUCUGAGCAUUUCCUUUGAUGGCUGGGAGCUGGUCUUUCGUAAUAUGCAGAAAAAGGAUGAUAAUGGAGACAUAACCAGCAGCUUGAAAAGGCCGGAGACAUCAUAUAUGCAGCCAGGAUUGGCACCAGGACAACAGUAUAAUGUAUCCCUUCAUAUAGUGAAAAACAAUACCAGAGGACCAGGGCUAUCCCGAGUGAUAACCACAAAACUCGAUGCCCCUAGCCAGAUUGAGGCGAAAGAUGUCACAGACACCACAGCUCUGAUCACAUGGUCCAAACCCUUGGCUGAAAUUGAAGGCAUAGAGCUCACAUAUGGCCCCAAGGAUGUUCCAGGGGACAGGACUACCAUUGACCUCUCUGAGGAUGAAAACCAAUAUUCUAUUGGAAACCUGAGGCCACACACAGAAUAUGAAGUGACACUCAUUUCUCGGCGAGGGGACAUGGAGAGUGACCCUGCAAAAGAAGUCUUUGUCACAGACUUGGAUGCUCCACGAAACCUGAAGCGAGUGUCACAGACAGACAACAGCAUUACUUUGGAGUGGAAGAACAGCCAUGCAAAUAUUGAUAAUUACCGAAUUAAGUUUGCUCCCAUUUCUGGUGGAGACCACACUGAGCUGACAGUGCCAAAGGGCAACCAAGCAACAACCAGAGCUACACUCACAGGUUUGAGACCUGGAACUGAAUAUGGCAUUGGAGUGACAGCAGUGAGACAGGACAGGGAAAGUGCUCCUGCUACCAUUAAUGCUGGCACUGAUCUUGAUAACCCCAAGGACUUGGAAGUCAGUGACCCCACUGAAACCACCCUGUCCCUUCGCUGGAGAAGACCAGUGGCCAAAUUUGAUCGUUACCGCCUCACUUACGUUAGCCCCUCUGGAAAGAAGAACGAAAUGGAGAUCCCUGUGGACAGCACCUCUUUUAUCCUGAGAGGAUUAGACGCAGGGACGGAGUACACCAUCAGUCUAGUGGCAGAGAAAGGCAGACACAAAAGCAAACCCACAACCAUCAAGGGUUCGACUGCACAUCUAGUCACAACAUCUGGACAACCAGACAGUGCAACAUCAUUUAAUGCUACCAGUCCUGCUCCUACAGAGCUAAGUCACUUAGCAAACCCCAGCACUGGUCCCCAUGCUCUGCAUUCGGUGCCCACUGAUCUUCCCAUCUCAGAAGUCACUGAUGCUCUUCGUGACCUUAACAUAACCCACAGGACUUUCAGUAGUUUCACCCUGUCUUGGGCAGCACAGGAUGAGGUAUUUGAUCAGUUCCUUAUCACCCUGAAAGACCUGUCCAGUUUAAACAGAACGCAGGAAAUCUUUUUGCUGGGAAACCAACGAGAAACAGAAAUUACCAAUCUCACAGCUGGCACUCAAUACCAGAUUAACCUCCGUGGAAGCACUCAAGGCCAGCUCUCUUGGGCCCUGGAAACUCUAGCUGCUACAGAGGAAGAACCUGAGCUUGGAAACUUAUCAGUGUCAGAGACUGGCUGGGAUGGUUUCCAGCUCACCUGGACAGCAGCCGACGGGGCCUAUGAGAACUUUGUCAUUCAGGUGCAGCAGUCUGACAAUCCAGAAGAAACCUGGAACAUUACAGUCCCCGGCGGACAGCACUCUGUGAACGUUACAGGCCUCAAGGCCAACACACCUUAUAACGUCACACUUUACGGUGUGAUUCGAGGCUACAGAACCAAACCCCUUUAUGUUGAAACCACGACAGGAGCACACCCCGAAGUUGGUGAGCUAACCGUUUCCGACAUUACUCCUGAAAGCUUCAACCUUUCUUGGACGACCACCAACGGGGACUUUGACGCCUUUACUAUUGAAAUUAUUGAUUCUAACAGGUUGCUGGAGCCCAUGGAGUUCAACAUCUCAGGCAAUUCAAGAACAGCUCAUAUCUCAGGGCUUUCCCCCAGCACUGAUUUUAUUGUCUACCUCUAUGGGAUCUCUCAUGGUUUCCGCACACAGGCAAUAAGUGCUGCGGCUACAACAGUAGAGGAACCUCUCCUUAGCAAACUCACUGUAUCAAAUGCUACCUCAGACUCCAUGUUGCUCAUGUGGGAAGCACGGGACAAUGCCUUUGACCAUUUUAUUCUAGAAGUCAGAAACUCUGACUCCCCUUUGGACUCCCUGGUGCAAAUAGUGCCAGGGGCCUCCCGGCACUAUGUAGUCACCAACCUCAAAGCUGCCACUAAUUACACUGUCCAGCUCCAUGGUGUAGUUGAUGGGCAAGGUGGUCAGACCUUGACAGCACUGGCAACCACAGAGGCCAUGCCCCCACUGGAAAACCUAACUGUCUCUGAUAUUAACCCUUACGGGUUCACAGUGUCAUGGAUGGCAUCGGAGAAUGCCUUCGACAGCUUUCUUGUAGUCGUGGUGGACUCUGGCAAGCUGCUGGACCCACAGGAGUUCCUCCUUACGGGAGCCCAGCGGCAACUGAAGCUUAAAGGCCUUAUAACUGGCAUUGGCUAUGAGGUUAUGCUUUAUGGUUUUGCCAAGGGGCACCAAACAAAGCCCCUAAGCACUGUGGCUGUUACAGAGGCAGAACCCGAGGUGGACAACCUUCUGGUUUCAGAUGCUACCCCAGACGGCUUCCGUCUGUCCUGGACUGCAGAUGAUGGGGUUUUCGACAGUUUUGUUCUAAAAAUCAGGGAUACCAAAAGGAAAUCUGAUCCACUGGAACUCAUAGUACCAGGCCAUGAGCGCACCCAUGAUAUAACAGGGCUGAAAGAGGGCACUGAGUAUGAAAUUGAGCUCUAUGGAGUUAGCAGUGGACGGCGCUCCCAACCCAUAAAUUCAGUAGCAACCACAGUUGUGGGAUCUCCCAAGGGAAUCUCUUUCUCGGACAUCACAGAAAACUCUGCUACAGUCAGCUGGACACCCCCCCGCAGCCGUGUGGAUAGCUACAGGGUCUCCUAUGUCCCCAUCACAGGUGGCACUCCCAAUGUUGUUACAGUUGAUGGAAGCAAGACAAGGACAAAGCUGGUGAAGUUAGUCCCAGGUGUAGACUACAACGUUAAUAUCAUCUCUGUGAAAGGCUUUGAAGAAAGCGAACCCAUUUCUGGAAUUCUGAAAACAGCUCUGGACAGCCCGUCAGGACUGGUAGUGAUGAACAUUACAGACUCGGAGGCUCUGGCAACCUGGCAGCCUGCAAUUGCAGCUGUGGAUAAUUACAUUGUCUCCUACUCUUCUGAGGAUGAGCCAGAAGUUACACAGAUGGUAUCAGGAAACACAGUGGAGUACGACCUGAAUGGCCUUCGACCUGCGACAGAGUACACCCUGAGGGUGCAUGCAGUGAAGGAUGCGCAGAAGAGCGAGACCCUCUCCACCCAGUUCACUACAGGACUCGAUGCUCCAAAAGAUUUAAGUGCUACCGAGGUUCAGUCAGAAACAGCUGUGAUAACGUGGAGGCCUCCACGUGCUCCUGUCACUGAUUACCUCCUGACCUACGAGUCCAUUGAUGGCAGAGUCAAGGAAGUCAUCCUAGACCCUGAGACAACCUCCUACACCCUGACAGAGCUGAGCCCAUCCACUCAAUACACAGUGAAACUUCAGGCACUGAGCAGAUCUAUGAGGAGCAAAAUGAUCCAGACUGUUUUCACCACAACUGGUCUUCUUUAUCCUUAUCCUAAAGACUGCUCCCAAGCUCUCCUGAAUGGAGAGGUCACCUCUGGGCUCUACACUAUUUAUCUGAAUGGAGACAGGACACAGCCUCUGCAAGUCUUCUGUGACAUGGCUGAAGAUGGAGGUGGAUGGAUUGUGUUCCUGAGGCGUCAAAAUGGAAAGGAAGAUUUCUACAGGAACUGGAAGAAUUACGUGGCCGGCUUUGGAGAUCCCAAGGAUGAAUUCUGGAUAGGUCUGGAGAACCUCCACAAAAUCAGCUCUCAGGGGCAGUACGAGCUGCGUGUGGAUCUGAGAGACAGAGGUGAGACAGCCUAUGCUGUGUACGACAAGUUCAGCGUUGGAGAUGCCAAGACCCGGUACCGGCUGAGGGUGGAUGGCUACAGUGGCACAGCAGGUGACUCCAUGACCUACCAUAAUGGAAGAUCCUUCUCCACUUUUGACAAGGACAAUGAUUCUGCUAUCACCAACUGUGCUUUGUCAUACAAGGGUGCUUUCUGGUACAAGAAUUGUCACCGAGUCAAUCUGAUGGGCAGAUAUGGUGACAACAACCACAGUCAGGGUGUUAAUUGGUUCCACUGGAAGGGCCACGAAUACUCCAUCCAGUUUGCAGAGAUGAAGCUGAGACCCUCCAGCUUUCGGAAUCUGGAAGGAAGACGAAAGCGAGCAUAAAGCCUUGGGAUGGUGAAAGGGCUACGGGCAGGGCAACAUGGGGAGGGACAGAGAGCGGGGGGCAUGGGAGGAUCUCUGGCAUCACUGGGGUUAGGGGUGUGAGGAGCUGGUAGUCGUACCAAAGCAUCGCAACCCUUGGCACAAGAGCCCAAACAACGAGCCUUACGUGUCCCAGCAAUUCCAGCAGAGCAGCUCCAGCUCUGCCCACUGCUGAUGUCCUUCACACCAAAGACAACGAUCUCAAGGGUUGUAUGCUGUUUUCUUCAUUUUUCUUUUCUCAGCCUCUGGGAUGAAGUUCUUCCACGGUCUGACUAUCUCUUGGGUGGCCCAGGGUAGGGGAGGGAGAACAGCUUUGUAUAUUGGUAGUUUGUUUUAGAACCAGCCAUAUUUUUUACACACAGAAAUGUGUAUGAUUAAUUAUCAUUAUUAUUAUUAUUAGAUAUAAUUGAAAUCCUUUGGUCGUUGGAAAGCCUUUUUUUAUAUAUAUAUCAAGUACCACAGAGAAGAAGGGGGGGGGGGGGGGGGGGGGGAGAGGGAAAGCAGUACAUUUUUAAACUUGAGCAAAAAAAUUAAUAUUAUUAAUAUAAUGACAAAGUAAUAAUAAUAAUGAUAAUAAUAAGCUAAGUUUUUGUCAUUUUUAAGAGAACAAUGCUUUUGGGAACACAGCAGGACAGUGUCUGAUUGUAAAUUUCUUUUUUUAAAUAAAAGCACAAUUACUUUUAAAUAAAUUUCUACCUUUUUUUUUUUUUUUUUUCAUACUUGUUGAGUUGGUGCAUGUCCAGGGUAUCUGUACGUACAUGGGGAAGUAAAAGGCUGAAAAUGAUCAGGCUGCUGAGCCCGUACUGAAAACUGUUCCUUUUGUUAGUGGUUAGCUGUAAGAAUUCUGCUGGGUUUCUUGCAGCGAAAGGUCCUUAUGGAUUUGAUUUCUUUUAGAACACAUUUCUUUUCUUUUUCCUGCCCAAAAGCUUUUACACGUUUUUCUCAGUGUUACUGACCAACGCUUGCUCCAUCUAGGUGGGAAUAACUAACAAAAGAAAACAAGAAAAGCACAGAGUUGUUGUUAGGUACCAUUGGUGACUUUGAACACUUGUGUAAAUAAAGGGCUCUCUUUUUGUAUGAAUGAAACCUAUGUGUAGUUCCUCUGUAUCAUGCUCUUCAGUUGAAGACAAUAAAAGAUCUUUUGUUUUAA